Heteronotia binoei (common prickly gecko) is the source of this 5607-nucleotide messenger RNA. RefSeq lists its product as uncharacterized. Gene Ontology annotation, biological process: virion assembly; DNA integration. The record is from RefSeq and is a predicted model, not a curated record. NCBI's taxonomy places the organism in Eukaryota, Metazoa, Chordata, Lepidosauria, Squamata, Gekkonidae. Gene Ontology annotation, molecular function: nucleic acid binding; RNA-DNA hybrid ribonuclease activity.
AUGGGAGGUUCCCAGUCCACAAAUACCCCUCUUGACUGUAUGUUAGAACAUUUUGAAGAAGGUUUUGUUGGCAACCUUGGGGAAUAUGAUCAGACCCCCGGCAGGUUGCGAAUCUUUUGUGAAUUAGAAUGGCCCACCUUUGGCGUCGGAUGGCCUCCUGAGGGGACCUUUUCGGUUGACAUUGCACAGAGGGUGCAUAGCAUAGUGGUAACCCCACCAGGAGACCACCCCGACCAAUAUUCCUAUAUUGAUUCAUGGCUCAGCUUGCUCCAGAACCCGCCCCCUUGGUUGAAGCAAUGCAUGAAGGCAACUAAAACCGUUUUAUUGGUGAAACCAAGAAGAAAGUCUAAUAGGGAUGCGUCUAAGUGUUGUUCUCAAGCGAUUGGCAAAGCAUCCUACCCAAACCAGCUAGAAAGAGGCAAGCGCCAGCAACCUCUGCCAAAACAACAGUUUGAAAAAUUGAUCUACCCCACUUUAGAUCAGGGGAUAGAUCCGGCGGAUUUUGAGUGGCCUCUUCCUUACGUACCUGCUGCGCCUCCUAUGGGGCCCCCUCAACAAGUUGUUCCCGCAGCACUCCCGGCUGCGCCCCCGCAGGAAAAUGCGCCUGGAGGGGGAGCCCAUAGGUCCGCAACCCCGUCAAGCAGGCAACCGCCACCGAAAUCGGGCGCGCCACACCCUGGGGUUAGACAACACGCCAUGACUACCAGGUCCCAGGUACCGCCUCCUCAGGCAACCGCCUUGGCCCGGGCGCUGCAAGCAGGACCAGAAUACCCAUGGACCGCUCCUUGGAGCCCCACCUUGUCUAGCAUUUUGGAUAGAAAGGUCCGGGACAGGUCCAACUCUUUACCGGGUCUCCCCUUCGCUCUGAGCCCCGGCAGUGCAGUACAGAUAAAGAUUCAGGCGCCGGAGGAUGAGGAAGCGGCCCCGUCUGGGGGUCAGGCGGCGGCUCUGCCUCCCCCCGGUUCUCCCUCGGGCCCUUCGGCGGCCCAAGUCAUGCCCUUACGGCAGGUUCAAACGCCUCAGUUUUUGGGCGCAGAUGGGAGGGUCGAGGGAGGCCAGAGCCGCUAUAUUUACACACCCUUCUUCUCUGCCGACCUUCUUAAUUGGAAAACCCAUGUAGCCUCCUAUACCGAAAAACCUGAAGCGCUUACGAAUCUCCUGACCAGCAUAAUGGGGACUCAUUGCCCAACCUAUCUGGACUGCCAGCAGCUCUUUCUGACCCUCUUUACAACGGAGGAACGUCAGCGUAUUUUCAGAGCCGCUAAAAAGAAAGCUGAAGAAGCCACCCCUGCCGCAGUGGCGGACCGUGACCAGUGGCUAGCAGAAAGCUUCCCUGACGCGGACCCUGGCUGGGAUCCGAAUGACACCAAUCACAUGCGAUUGUUGCAGGCAUAUAGAGGCUAUUUGCUGGCUGGAAUGCAGGAAGCCGCUAAGAAAGCCACCAACAUGAGUAAAAUUGCUGAGGUCCUUCAGAAACCAGAUGAGGCCCCAGGAGCCUUUCUUGAGCGCCUAUACGAAGCUUACCGAUUAUAUUCACCCUUCGAUCCAAAGAAAGCGGAGAAUCAGCGGAUGGUGAAUUGCGCUUUUGUCAGCCAGGCAGCUAAUGACAUUAAGCGGAAGCUCCAGAAGCAAGAGGGUUUCGCAGGCAUGAAUAUCACCCAGCUGCUAGAGAUAGCCCAGAAAGUGUUUGUAAAUCGAGAGCAAGAGGCUAAAAAGGCAGAAGACAAAAAGCUUAAGAUGAAGGCCGCCCUACUCGCUGCUGCCAUAGGGGAACACAGUGGAAAUCAGGGACCCCGAGAAGCCAUCACCAAGCAGACCGUGCCCAUCGCCGGGGCCACGGGACGGACAGGGCCCAGGCCGUUCCUGCAAGAGCGGAUUUGCAGCUUGGGAUCCCAUCUUGUCCAGCAUAAAUUCCUGUACGUCCCUGAGUGCCCCCUCCCGUUGCUGGGGCGAGACAUCUUGUCCAAAUUAAGGGCGGCCAUACACUUCGAAAAGGAUGGCCAAGCCACAGUGACAUUUAGAGCCAGCCCAGCAGGGAUGUAUGUGCUUACCUGCCCCAUAGAAGAAGAAUGGAGGCUGUUCCAGAACCCCCCAGAAAACAUCUUGUCGGACCAGUGGGCUUCCAUAGUCCCAGGAGUCUGGGCCGAAGAUAACCCACCAGGCUUGGCCCGAAAUCAUGCCCCAAUCAUCAUUGAGCUUCAACCAGGUGCCCAGCCUGUGCGUCUACGACAAUACCCCAUCCCCUGGAAGGCCAUGGAAGGCAUCCAAAAGCAUCUCGACAGACUACUAGAACAUGGCAUCCUCAAAGACUGCCAGAGCCCCUGGAACACUCCAUUGCUGCCAGUCCAAAAACCUGGUACAGGCGUAUUUAGACCAUGCCAGGACCUGCGGGCUGUAAAUAAAAAGACUGUGACAUUGCACCCGGUGGUGCCAAACCCUUACGUGCUAUUGGGACUGGUGCCGCAGCAAGCCGACUACUUUUCUGUCUUAGAUCUUAAAGAUGCUUUCUUCUGCCUACGAAUUGCCCCCGUGAGCCAGCCCAUUUUCACGUUCCAGUGGCAAGAACAGGAUACUGGAAGGAAACUCCAGUAUACGUGGACCCGGCUCCCACAAGGAUUCAAAAAUAGCCCUACUCUCUUCUCAAACGCGCUGGCGCAAGAUCUGCAAGACUUUGAUGCAGCCCCCGGACAAUGUGUUCUUAUUCAAUAUGCAGACGAUUUGCUGAUCGCCGCACACGGCCAGGAGCGUUGCUACCAAGCAACUGUGGAACUCUUAGAUUUGCUAUGGAAGGCCGGUUACAAGGUAUCCAGAAAGAAAGCCCAGCUGUGCCAAGCCCAAGUGAAAUAUUUGGGAUUCCAUGUGUCCCAAGGAACUCGAGCGUUGGGACGUGAGAGAAAGGAAGCUGUUUGUGCCCUACCCAUCCCUACCUCAAGACGUCAAGUAAGGGAGUUUUUGGGUGCAGCAGGAUUCUGCCGAGUGUGGAUCCCGAAUUUCGCUCUCAUAGCAAAACCCCUAUAUGAAGCUACAAAGGGGGGAGAGAGGGAACCAUUCUUGUGGGCACCAGAGCAGGAGAACGCUUUCAAGGAAUUGAAGCGACUGUUGAUGGAAGCACCCGCUCUAGGGUUACCAGAUGUGGAGAAACCUUUUACCCUCUUUGUCCACGAGCGAAAUGGAGUGGCCAUCGGAGUUCUGACCCAGGUGCUAGGCUCUUGGCAUCGUCCGGUUGCCUACCUGUCAAAGCAGCUCGACUCAGUAGCAAAAGGAUGGCCCGGCUGUCUCCGUGCCAUUGCAGCCGCAGCUGAACUCAUCAAAGAAGCGGAUAAAUUGACUCUGGGCCAGGAGCUUGAAGUGAAGGUACCUCACGCUGUUCUCACUCUAAUGGACUAUAAAGGAAAUUAUUGGUUCACUAACAGCCGAAUGACUAAAUAUCAAGCCAUGAUGUGUGAAAAUCCCAGAAUUCGGCUAACUGUCACAGGAGCAUUGAACCCUGCAUCCCUACUCCCAAUCAGUGAUCAGCCUGUUGACCACGACUAUAUCCAGACCAUGGACGAAGUAUAUUCCAGCCGCCCCGACCUGACGGAUGCACCUCUGCCCAACCCAGAUGUUGAGUACUACACCGAUGGGAGCAGUUUCGUCCAAGACGGAAGCCGCUACGCUGGAUAUGCUGUCGUCACGCAGCAGAGUAUUAUUGAGGCGCGACCCCUGCCGCCCGGAUCGUCCGCUCAGAAGGCCGAAUUGAUCGCCCUUACUCGAGCUCUAGAAUUGGCGGAAGGGAUAGCUGCCAACAUUUACACAGACUCAAAAUAUGCUUUCCUGACUUUGCAUGCUCAUGGAGCACUCUACAAGGAGAAAGGACUCAUGAACUCGGCAGGAAAAUCUAUUAGAUAUGGCGCUGAGAUUUUGAAGUUGCUGGAGGCUGUGUGGGCUCCACGAAAAGUCUCUGUGAUGCACUGCCGGGCUCACCAAAAACCCCUAAGUCCAGUAAGUAUAGGGAACCGAAAAGCUGAUGAGGCAGCAAAGCAAGCCGCGAUGCAAGACAUGACAAAGGAGGAAGAGCUUGUUUGCCCUAUCUUCCAGGUCCCGCUGGCCGAAUGGACCCCUAGGUACAGUAUGGCUGAGGAAAGCUGGGCCACAGCUCAGGGCGCCCCCCAGGUACGUGUACAGGGAUGGAUUCAGUUACCCGAUAAACGUUUGUUUGUACCCGAAGCCCUGGCUUGGCCCCUAGUUGUACAGGCCCACGAGGGAACACAUUUUGGGAAAACUGCUUUGGCUGAGCUAUUAGAUAGGCAACUGUACAUUCCAAAAUUGCAUAGCCUAUGUGAGAAGGCAGCCCUUAGGUGUGUUCCUUGUGCGCGCAACAACCCAAGACAGGGGCCCAGUCACCCCCCAGGGAUACAGCAUACAGGGACCACCCCCUUUGAGUGUAUUAUCACAGAUUUUACUGAAAUGCCAGGUCAGGGUGGGAAAUAUUUGCUUGUGUUUGUAUGUACCUAUUCUAAUUGGAUAGAAGCUUUCCCCACAAGAACCGAGAAAGCAGCAGAAGUGGUAAAGCACCUGCUUAAGAGCAUCUUACCUUUCUGGGGUCUCCCAGUGACUAUCUCCUCUGAUAACGGUCCGGCGUUUAUCCAUAAGAUAGUUCAGGAGGUAUCAAGAGUGUUGCACAUUGAUUGGCGAUUGCAUGCCGCCUACAGGCCACAAUCCUCGGGAAAGUGUGAGCGAGCCAAUAGGUCAAUAAAGGCCCAAUUGUCAAAACUAUGUCAGGAAACCAGUUUAAAGUGGCCGGAGGCGCUGCCAAUCGCUCUGUUUAGGCUCAGGUGUUUGCCUAAGAAAGGCUUAAAGCUUAGCCCAUAUGAAGUUGUUUUUGGGCGACCACCUCCAAUUGUAAAGGGAAUAAAAGCCGACCCAGUACAGAUUGGGAACCUUGUUUGGUUCCAGGAAAUACAAUCAUUGGGGAAGGCAAUAAAUGAUGUGUCAAAGUAUGUGUUGGAAACUUUGCCUUUGCAGGUCCAUAACCCGGUCCACCCGUUCCAGCCUGGGGACACAGUGUGGGUAAAAGUCUGGAGAUCGCAACCCCUCCAGCCAAAGUGGAGAGGCCCAUUUACUGUUUUGCUCUCUACCCCGACUGCAGUUAAAGUCCAAGGACUGGCCCGGUGGAUUCAUUGGACUCAUGUAAAGCGAGCUGCCCCUGAUUGGCAAGUGCAACCGGUUCCUGGAGAUGGACUGAAACUGAGAUUCUCUCGAACGGAUCAUGGCCCUGAUGAUAUGGAAGACGCAAGGGGCCCCGAUACGAGACGCCCAACACCAGAGAGGUCGAGUCCAGGUUAUGUCAGUAUACACCCCGCCCCCAUUGGGAGAAGUCCCGAUAGUCACACCAGCCCCACCACAGCCCCUAGCACCAGCGCCCACAAUCCCGACAAGAAUGACGCAGCACGCUCCGAGCCCCCAGGCCCCAGCCAAGAAAAAGGCACAGGGGACCAAAAAGAGAAAACAAGGGACCAGCCAAAACCGAGGCCCACGAGACCCGUGGCAUGGGACUGGUCCCGGUACUCCCCAGAGGGUUGCGGGGAUGUUCUCCCAUGGGAAGACUCCAGUGCACCCAUUCCAUGA